Molecule: messenger RNA, 474 nt
Organism: Aspergillus melleus
Lineage: Eukaryota; Fungi; Ascomycota; Eurotiomycetes; Eurotiales; Aspergillaceae
Exons: 2
Coding region: 1-474 (157 amino acids)
Source: RefSeq, a predicted model, not a curated record
AUGCCUCCCCCAUCCAGUCAAAAAGGGGACAUCGAGCCCCCUGAGGAGAUCACCUCCGAGGCGGUGCGCGGCUUUCUGACGGGCGCUUUUCGGUUUGGCUCCGUUUCGAUCCUCGCCCACAUGAUUAUGAUCCUCCCUCAUCCCUUCAAGUUCUCUCCCUCUGCGACGCCACCAGCGCCAUCGCAAACUCAAUCGCAUCAUCCGAGCCCCAGACCGUCGCCCUUCUCCAAGGAGUUUCUCCAGAAUCGGCUCUUUCACCGCCCGCUCGAGGGCUUCUCGGACUGGCUGUCCCCGGCCUCGCGGGUCUACCGGGGCCUGACUCCGCAGUUUAAGGUCUUCCUGCAGAUCGCUGCCAUGACUCUCGGGGGAUGUAUCUGGGCCGAGAGACGAGUCAGCGAGUACAUUAAUGUCAUCCGCAAGGUCAAGCGAGCGGAACGAGUACAGGCGGAGAGAGCAUCGCUCUAUAAGGAAUAG